Australozyma saopauloensis is the source of this 1500-nucleotide messenger RNA. It is a transcript of the gene CDC37, whose product is annotated as Cdc37p. The record is from RefSeq and is a predicted model, not a curated record. NCBI's taxonomy places the organism in Eukaryota, Fungi, Ascomycota, Pichiomycetes, Serinales, Metschnikowiaceae. The coding region runs from base 1 to 1500 and encodes 499 amino acids. The transcript has a single exon. Gene Ontology annotation, biological process: protein stabilization; protein folding. Gene Ontology annotation, cellular component: cytoplasm. Gene Ontology annotation, molecular function: protein-folding chaperone binding; heat shock protein binding; protein kinase binding.
AUGCCCAUCGACUACUCCAAAUGGGACAAAAUCGAGCUUUCGGAUGAUUCGGAUAUCGAGGUCCAUCCCAAUGUUGACAAAAACUCCUUCAUCAAGUGGAAACAGAGAGAUAUUCAUGAAAAGAGACAGCAACGUAACAUCGAGAUCAAGUCCAUCUUGAUCCAAUUGACCAUGUAUGCCAAACUCAACGAGCGUGUGGAUUUCCUCUUGGCGACUUUGUCUCCUCCAGAGCUCUUGGAUGACGCUAAAGUGAUGAAGGUCUUAAAUGACAAGUUUGAUAAGUCAGAGAAAUUCGACUACGAGAAGCUUAUCAAGGAGAAAGGCGACUCUUUACGUAAGGGAUUGAAGGACUUGCUGUUUGAUGCUGAAGAAAUCCAGAACACGCCGCCAUACAACGAGAUGAUUGAGGAUCUUUUCGUCCAAGUCAAAGAAGACCACCCUGAGGCUGCCACAGAUGCGGCUAGGUUGGCUGGUUAUAUCAAAGAGCAUCGCGCUAAAAUCGAUGAUGUGUUGCUGAAACUGACUAUCAAGCUUGACGACCUCCUUUAUCAGAAGUCGCUCUUGAUCAGCAGUGAUGACUAUCACACUGGAUUCGACCGCUCUUUCUUGAAUAAAACUAAGGAUGAAGAGCCCGAGGAGCGUAAGGAAGCAAAGGCUGCCCCAGCCAAGAAAACCGAGACCUCGAUCGAAACCAUUAAUUCGCCUAAAGCGGCCCAAUUUGAAGAUCCAGCAGACCAAGAUCUCUUCGACCAGCUCGAAGUGAAACCUGCCACAGCCGAGUUUGCCAAAAUAAAAUAUACCGACCUUCAAAAGAGUGCAGAGUUCCUUGUCAAACAUCCUUCCAUUUGUACAGAGAACCAGAAGGACUCUCUUAUAAUGACAGCUUUUGACUAUCAACUUGAAGGUGACGAAGCUUCGGCUAGACAAGUGAUCUACCAAUCUUUAUUGCUUCAGUAUAUUGCACAAUUGGCUGGACCAAAGGCUUCUAACGAUCAAAAAAUCAGAGCCAUCAAGCUCUUCUUCUCGAAACUCAAGGAUUCCAGUAUUCCUGCUAGUCACGCGUUUAACCAAGACGUCGAGAAUACAGUGAACCACAUUCGCAACAGAUGCGAGAUUCUUAAACAGGAAAGACAGGAAUCCGCCGGUGACGAGGGUGAAGCUUUGAUUCAAUUGAAAUCCCUCGAUGACAGCACGACUUUAGAGGUCAAUUACCCUGAAGAGGGUACCAAGGAACAUGAGAUCUUUGUACAAAAACUAUCUCCUGAAAUGCAAGCUGCUGUUCUGUCCGGCUCGUUGGACGAAGUGAAUAAGGUGUUUGCUGAGAUGAAGGUUGAAGACGCCGAAGCUGUGCUUGAAAUCUUCCAAGAAUGUAAUGUAAUUGGUAUCAGUGGUGUGCUCGAGAACGAGGAGGAGUUUCAAAAGUUGAAGCUGGAGGCUGCCAAAGUUGAAGAGGAAGAGAGCAACCGAGUCGAUAUUGCAACUCCAGAUACUGUGGAUUAG